AUGAAAAAAAAUUUUAAAGUUAAACCAAUAAGGGAUUUUAUCAAGGAAUUCGAUGAUCCCAGACAAAUUCACCGUGCUCUACAAGAACAAAAAGAUGCCUUUUCUAGACUGGAUUUAAUUAAAAAAGAAAGGGAAAAAAUGGAUAUCGAUAUGGACAAACUUAACGUUGAGCUAGCGGAAUUUAAAUCAUACGUACACGACAAAUCGUUUAAAGUUGAAGACUAUAUAGACACGAUUGACGAAUGUGAAAAUAUUAUUAUAGAUGAAAAAUUGAAGCAGAACGAUUAUCAUAGAAAUAUUAAAUCUAUUGGUAUUAAUAUAAAAAAAUUAGACAAAAUCGUUCAAGAUGCCACUUCUCGCAUUGAAAGUUAUAAACCUUACGAGGAAUUUAUUUCAAAAGUAAUUGCGAAAAAUCCUCGAUACGAAAAUGUGUAUGACAUAAUCAAGCAUGUAGAGGAAAUGGCUUGUAUAAGAAACAUAGGUUCAAUAUUAAAAAUAUCCGAUUUGAAAGAAAAAGAAUCAAUCAAUAACGACAGCUCCGAAGAGAUUCAAUAUAAGAAACCUAAAAAUCACAAACUAAUUUUAAAUGUGAACUUUAACGACGCUCGAUCUUAUCUAGAUGAUCUAAAAAAGGCGGAUUUAAUGUACAUUAAGAGGAAGGCGCAUAUUAAAUCUGAAUAUAACAUUAAAAUACAUUUAAAUCCUGUCAAUCAAAUUUAUCUCAAGACGGAUCUGGAAAAAAUGAAGGAUAAGCAAAGAUUUGCACAAAUGGAAGACUUUCAAAAUGAAAUACAGGAAAGAGAAAAAGAAAAUAACUUUGUGAUCAGUUCAAUUUUACAUCAGUAUAGGGAAUUAUAUCUCAAAAAUAAUGGAAAAUUACCAACGGAAUUUCCCAUGGCAGAAGAACAGUUGGCAUACAUUUUUAAUUUCUACAAGAAACUAGUAAAACGAUUAGAAAUUUAUGAAAACUUAAAAUCAGGCAAAAAAACAGUGAAAGAUUACAUUUCAGAAACAAAAGACUAA
Messenger RNA from Myzus persicae (green peach aphid), 1023 nucleotides. RefSeq lists its product as uncharacterized. The transcript has 7 exons. The record is from RefSeq and is a predicted model, not a curated record. Lineage: Eukaryota; Metazoa; Arthropoda; Insecta; Hemiptera; Aphididae. The coding region runs from base 1 to 1023 and encodes 340 amino acids.